Molecule: messenger RNA, 231 nt
Organism: Suillus subalutaceus
Lineage: Eukaryota; Fungi; Basidiomycota; Agaricomycetes; Boletales; Suillaceae
Exons: 1
Coding region: 1-231 (76 amino acids)
Source: RefSeq, a predicted model, not a curated record
AUGCCUGUCAGUGCUGCUGAGGGGACAUGGGCGUUUAUAGACAUGAGAAAGACACUCCUGGCGCUUGCCUUGACGUGCAAGUCAUUCACUGAACCUGCAUUGGACCUUUUGUGGCGACACCUAGGCAGACUCGAACCUCUUAUCAGGUGUCUCCCACAAAGCCUAUGGAAACAGAACGGAAAUAGGCUAGUUAGUCAAGCUCUGGCUCGUGCUCAAGAGUACACCAUUUGA